AUGGAUCCGUACAGCCGGCGAUCGACGUGGAACAUCGUCCGCUCUGCACGGGAGGGCCGGGUGGUCGUCCUGACGACGCACUUCAUGGACGAGGCUGAGAUUCUGGGAGAUCGCGUGGCCAUCAUGUCCGAGGGCCAGUUGAUGGUCUGCGGCUCCACCUUGUUUCUCAAGGCACGCUUCGGCGCCGGAUAUCGGCUGACCUGCGCCAGACAGGACAUGGCUGCACCGGCCAACGCAGCCGACCCUAUCGAAGAUGUCGUCAAGCGCCAUAUCCCAGAAGCUCGAAAGAUCACAGACAUCGGUGCGGAGCUGUCCAUGCAGCUGCCGUCGUCGAGCACCGGCAGCUUUCCCCCUCUCCUCAGGGAGCUCGACGGGAGAGGUCGAGAGAUCGGUCUCGCCCAUUAUGGCCUGUCCAUGGUGAAACUCGAGGAGGUCUUCCUCAAGGUGGCUUCAGGGGAACUGGAUAGCCUCGAGGCUGGUCCCCCUCCCUGGCAGCAAACCGGAGGUCUUCAAGGCUGGGCGGCUUUGCAGGGCACGGCGAGGAAGCGGCUGGCCUUGCGGCACUUGGGCGCGCUUUUUAUGAAGCGUGCGAGAUAUGGCCGGAGGGACGUGAAGGCCCUCGCGUGUACGGUUCUGAUGCCCGUGGCCCUCCUGGCCUUCGGCCUGGGGAUUCUGAACAUGCUCGGCGACCGCCACGCGCCCUUGUUGAACCUGGCAGUUGAGAGCCAGUUUGGCAGAGGAGUGCCUGUGCCCUUCAACGCCAGCAGAGGCUCGGAGGCACCUCGCUUGGCGGAGAGCUUCCGCCAGGUGGCUGCGGACCCAGAGCCGCAGCAACUGGUCGAAGGAGUCGCGGAGGGCAUCAUCUUCGGUCGAAACUACUCCAAUGGCCAGCCCGUCUUCGAAAUGUGCGAGGAGGAGGUUAGACUCUUCUCGAAGUGCUGGAAGGAGAACAAUCUGUGCGAUGUGAUGAAGGGCUUUCUGGAUCUUGCAAGCAAAGUGGGGAUGGGCAUCGGCUGUGCUACGGACAGAGCCGGCUGUAAGUCUGCCAUCGCGACGGCCUGCGAGGGGGGCGCAGCCCAGUGCACCGACACCUGCCUUUCACAGGCGGACGUGUCGCCAAGCAUUUGCCGAUCUCAGUGUCGACAGAUCUGCGAGCUGGCGCCGAACUUCACUAAGGCGUGUGAUCUCCUCAAGCCUCCGUUUGCCCCCAACAUCGCCUCCGUGUGCCCCGUGGAGUGCGCAGAUUCCUCCGACCCGAACACUUGCCGGCCCGGCACUGUUUGCAAAGAGCCGGAUCCGGUGCCUGCGGCCGACCCGGCAGCACUGCUUUCGAUGUCCACGUUGAUCUUCGACGAAGGGGCCCACAUCUCUCGCAGACAAGAUGUGCGAUAUGGAGCCGUGGUGACAAGCUACAACAGCACCACAGGGACAGCCGUCACUCUUCUCUACAACACCUCCGGACCGCAUGCAGCGCCAGGAUUCUUGAAUCUGCUUUCCGGCGCACUGCAGACACUGCGAAAAGGAGCCGGGUCGGAGAUCACAGUGUCCAGCUAUCCGCUCCCACGAUCAAGGAAUGAGAAGCUGAGCCAGGUGGUGGGCCAGAUUCCAAGAUCUUCCUUUAACUGGGUGGAGCAACUUCAGCUAAGAGCUCGGUUCUCCGAUGGCACCAUUCAAGCUGGACCUGCCAAGCUGAUGGGGGAUGCAAUGCUGACUGAUUCUCGCUGGGACGAGUCUGCCCGGGUUUACAACAACUGGUAUGGACAUUCCUGGGAGGAUGCUUUCAACCCAGCUCGCAAGCGCUGGUAUAUGGGACGGCUGAGCUCGGAAUGUCAGGCUGAUGAGGGUAGCCAUGUUGAGUUCGAGGAAGCAAUGCGGACUGAUUCUCGCUGGGACGAGACUGCCGCGGCUUUACAAGAACUGGUAUGGACAUUCCUGGGACGAUACAUUUGA
This is a messenger RNA of Symbiodinium sp. CCMP2592, 1950 nucleotides long. NCBI's taxonomy places the organism in Eukaryota, Dinophyceae, Suessiales, Symbiodiniaceae. The record is from the annotation of a GenBank genome assembly.